CCAUAAAUGGAGUAGCACAUUAAGCACAAUAACGUAUUGCACUACUUUUUCAUUACAUGACGGUGCUUAUUUAUUGCUUCCUUUUUCAGCAAACUCUUCACUCUCACCUCCUUCUCUCUCAAACCAAAUCUGAUAUCGAUCCAUGGGUUCUCAGUCAACAUUCCCGAUGGAAUUUUUGAAGCCCAUUUUAUAUGGCCCUGAUUCUGCUCUCUCUGACCGUUUGAAAUUGCCCCGCCCAUUUGUUGAGCGAUUUGGGGAUUUUCUGCCAAGGACUGUAGUCGUCAAAACAAUGGAUGGAGAAGAGUUCAGGAUUACCUUCUCAUAGCUGGAUGGUACUUUUUCCGGCAUGCAUAGGCUUUUGAUGAAGUUAUCCGCUAAACAAUUCCAGUUUCUCAGUUUCAAGUAUUUUGGUGGUCAGAAAUUUGAAGUUUAUCUUUUAGAUACUAAUAAUGUCAUGUAGGCUACACCAGGAAUGCAUUUGCCUUUUAAGUGUAUGUUUAUUAAGGUUAUCUACAAAGUUUCCAGUCGUUGGAGACCUCUGAAACUAUCCCAAAAAUUUAUGUCAAAGUAUGGUAGUACAGUCCCUCGCAGAAUUACUUAUGAACUGAGUAAUGGUUCUGUGUUGGAUGGUCGUUAUGACAACGAAGAAGGUAGUUUACUUGGGCUGCAGGAAUUCUAUAAGAUGCACAAAAUGUCAAGGUUCGAUUCCAUGGUGCUAACCUAUAAUGGUAACAAUGUUUUUAUCGUUCGUGGUUUUGGUAAAGAUUGCGUGGAGAAGAGGGCCAUUAUGCACACAAAUGGUUAUUUUGAAAUUGAAGUGAAGCCUUCUCAUCUUCUGGAAUAUGAUUUUGGGGUGACUAUUCCAGUCAAAUUUCAUGGUGUUUUAGAGGAUUUUGGUCAAUGUGAGACUCUGGAUAUACGUCACGGGGAUAGUCGGUGGAGUGUUAUGUUGAAGAAGAGAAGCAAGAGGGCUGAAUUGCACUCUGGAUGGAAUGUACUAUGGAAAGAUUUGGAACUGAAAGUCAGGGACAUAUGUUUUUUCCGAAGGGCAGGAAUAUUGCAAAUGCUUGAAGAAAUAAAAGAAUAAAGCAAAAAAGAGAAAAAGAUGGAAGAAAAGAAUCAUAAGGGAAUAUUCUCAAGGAAGCAUCUAGAUGGGACACCUACACCCCCCCUCUACCCUAAUUUCCCCCUAUAAAUACACACCUCCCCAUCAUGUUUCAACGAACCUAGGAUUUCAUAUUUUUAGUAGCCUCUCUUUUAUGUAGUAGAUCUAGUAGUAGCACUCUAAAUUUGUAAACACUUUUAUUAUAUCAAUACAAGUAUUCAUUUUUGU
This is a messenger RNA of Daucus carota subsp. sativus, 1333 nucleotides long. RefSeq lists its product as uncharacterized. NCBI's taxonomy places the organism in Eukaryota, Viridiplantae, Streptophyta, Magnoliopsida, Apiales, Apiaceae. The record is from RefSeq and is a predicted model, not a curated record. Bases 473 to 1087 code for a protein of 204 amino acids. The transcript has 8 exons.